GAUUUAACCUGGGUUAUUUAACCCGGGGGCAAGUUAGCAAAACUCGAUUUUAUGUGUAGCAUAAUUAAAGCCGGAAGAUUAUUCAAUGAAUAUUUAUCAAAAUUAAUAGAAGCUUUGGAAUUACCGGAGCAUGACUUCCACAGAAAUUCCGUAAUUCAAACUGAAUUAGAUAAUUUCGCUAAUGAACCAGAUCUUAAAGUAAAUGUUGGUGAUAAUUUAAAUAUAAUUAGCGAUAAAAUUUUAUCUAAAAGAUCAAGUCAAGUAUGUAGUAUUUCUCCGACAGAAAUUGAUGGGGAAUUUUUCAAAACGACAAUACGAUCUUUAAACAAUAAGGUUGUCGCGGGAAAAUAACUAAAACACCUUACUAACAAUAAUAGUUUUUUAUGUAUCGAGAAAGAGAUUUAUCUUUACCAUGAACAUCAAUUGAAUAAUCAUGACUAUAUAAUUAAAUUUCAUGGUUAUUCAG
Messenger RNA from Rhizophagus irregularis DAOM 181602=DAOM 197198, 466 nucleotides. NCBI's taxonomy places the organism in Eukaryota, Fungi, Glomeromycota, Glomeromycetes, Glomerales, Glomeraceae. The record is from RefSeq and is a predicted model, not a curated record.